AUGGACGUUUAUGAAAAAUUCCAAACUCUCAAAUAAACAAGCGCAAUCCCCCUGAUUAUAAACUGCAGCUGUGACCGUGAACCCCCUUCUUCCCCCCUGCAGUACUACACCCGGAUUACCAGACAGGAAGGAAGUGCAAGAGCCGAUUCGUUUUUUCCUCUGAAGAAAUGGCCGCAAUCACGCAAGUUAAGAUUGGAAUCAUUGGUGGUUCGGGUCUGAAUGAUCCUGAUAUCUUGGAAGGAAGAAGCGAGAGAUAUGUUGAAACCCCCUAUGGAAAGCCUUCAGAUGCUCUGAUAGUGGGAAAGAUUAAAAAUGUUGACUGUGUGCUCCUGGCAAGACAUGGUAGGCAACACACAAUUAUGCCAACAAAUGUCAACCAUCGAGCCAAUAUUUGGGCACUCAAAGAAGAAGGCUGCACACACUUGGUUGUGACGACAGCAUGUGGCUCACUAAGGGAGGACAUUCAGCCUGGAGACUUUGUCAUUAUUGACCAGUUCAUUGACAGGACAACAAAAAGACAUCAGACCUUUUAUGAUGGGAGCUCUACCAGCCCUGCUGGGGUCUGUCACAUUCCAAUGGCUGAACCCUUCUGUAACAAAACAAGAGAGGUUCUGAUAGAGGUGGCAAGGAAUCUCGGAAUGAAGUGCCACCCCAAAGGGACCAUGCUGACGAUCGAGGGGCCGCGUUUCUCUUCUAGGGCAGAGAGUCUGAUGUUCCGCCAGUGGGGUGCUGACGUCCUCAAUAUGACCACUGUUCCAGAAGUAGUUCUAGCCAGAGAAGCUGGCCUCUGCUAUGCAAGUAUUGCUAUGGCAACAGACUAUGAUUGCUGGAAGGAACAUGAAGAAACGGUUUGUGUGGACAAUGUGUUAAAAACAAUGAAGGAAAAUGCAAACAAAGCUGCCAGUAUUCUUCUCACUGCUAUACCAUAUAUUAGCAAAAUGGAUUGGACAGAAACUGUAAAGAACAUGAAAACUGUAGUGCAGUGUUCAGUCAUGUUACCAAAACACUGAAAUGAAGGAACCAGCUGAAGGGAAACAUUCAAAUCCAUAAUUGCCACAAAAACCAAAGGCUGCUGGACCAUCAAACUUGUAUAACCUUAAAGAAUAUAACUGCAAAAACAUGCAUUGCUUUGUUUUUGCUUUAUUUGUGUUACAAUAAAUCGCAAGGAUAUUGCAUGUUCUUAUUUUUUAUAUUGAUCUAAUUGAGACAGAUAUAUAAAGUAUCAAUUAGAUCACGUUUUUCGAGUAUUACACUGAUAUAGCCCUCAAGGAGAUUUUCAAAUGUAUCAAGGACAGAAAAACCUGGGAACUUAAAAGUAAUCGACUGGUUUGAUUCCAUUAACCAUGGACUAAAGAGGCCAAAUGUUCCUACCUUACAAGUGUAUUGCAACUAGUAUUACUGGGAUUUUCUUUUUAUAUUGCUGUUAAUACUCCAGUUACUCCAUGUCCUGCUGCUUUUUCAUUAUUUUCAGUUACCAUUUUCAGUUUUCUUUAUACUACUAGAAUUGUAUUGUUCCAAACAUCUUAAAAUUCUUCUGAUAUGCAAAUGUAAACAAUAACAUCUGUUUCUUUUUAAGUUUGCACAUCAACUGAAAAACACUUUAAGUUUGUAAGUGUUUGUAUAUGUCAGUUAACCUAGUAAACAUUAUCAAACUGGUAUUUCCAAUUACUUUACUCCCGUGUUUCUCCCAGUUAUCGCCACGACAACUCCCCACAACAGCUUAGGAGAAUUGAAGAUCAGUUGGAGCUCUCCAAUCCCAUCUCCAAAUCAGUCGACUCUUUCAGCCACAAACUUUAGAAUGCCACAAAAUACCAACCCCUGCAGGACAAAGGAAGAUGUCUGCGCAAGCGCAAUGGAUGCCUGGCCAGUAGGGGCCACUUUAGGGCAAAUUUAACAACCAGUAAACAAGCCUGUGGCCCCCUCUCCUUGUGGGAUCCCUGUCCAAGAAAGACAACUUGACCUUGCCAUGACAAAAACCAGCACUCCCUUUCCACGAACUGAGGAUUUUAAAAUAAACUUGUGGAAUACUGCAUUUAUUAUUUUAUUUUAUAUGUUCAUUAUCACAUUUUUACUCUUGCACAAAUAGGCUUGAACAACCACCUACCUUGCUUACCAAGGUCACACGGGAAUAACGAGAAACUAUUGUCCUGUUGAUUAAUAAAUGCCCUCUGGGAUAUAUUUGCCACACACUUAA
Molecule: messenger RNA, 2194 nt
Organism: Acipenser ruthenus (sterlet)
Lineage: Eukaryota; Metazoa; Chordata; Actinopteri; Acipenseriformes; Acipenseridae
Gene: mtap
Product: methylthioadenosine phosphorylase
Exons: 8
Coding region: 168-1010 (280 amino acids)
Biological process (GO): nucleoside metabolic process
Cellular component (GO): cytosol
Molecular function (GO): S-methyl-5-thioadenosine phosphorylase activity
Source: RefSeq, a predicted model, not a curated record